Molecule: messenger RNA, 3715 nt
Organism: Anopheles funestus (African malaria mosquito)
Lineage: Eukaryota; Metazoa; Arthropoda; Insecta; Diptera; Culicidae
Product: pre-mRNA-splicing factor ATP-dependent RNA helicase PRP16
Exons: 4
Coding region: 170-3640 (1156 amino acids)
Biological process (GO): mRNA splicing, via spliceosome
Cellular component (GO): spliceosomal complex; intracellular anatomical structure
Molecular function (GO): ATP binding; RNA binding
Source: RefSeq, a predicted model, not a curated record
CAUGUUGGUUGUCAGUACGAUUUGUAAACAAAUGCACCUUUAUUUGGGAUCACAUUGGUAAUCUGUGCAUCGCAAAACUUUUUAUUGUGAAAUGGAGAAAAAGAUUUUAAAUUGAAUUAUCCAGAGUAUUAUACUGUUCUUUUGAAACUUCCGGAUAAAAGAUACUGAAAUGGAAAACUUCACAGCGGUGGAGAAAUUAGAGCCAGAGCAAACCAAAGGUGGACGUUCAGGUGGGUUAGUGGUACGUAGAGACAAAGGUGAAGAUGACAUCGUCUUCAAGCAACCGCAAGUGUCCUUGCUGGGACUGGACAAACUAGCAGCAGCUAGACGCGCACAGCAGAAAAAAGCCAGCAAGCUUUCGUUCUACGGUCACGACGCGGAGGAUGGGGAUGAAAGAGACGAAAGGGCAUCCGAAAGUAGGAAAAAAGAACAUCAUUCAUCACGGAAGCAUCGUGACACGGACGAACGGCGCAGCGAGCAUCGAGAAAGCAGUGAGCAUCGUAAAAGAAGCAAACGGGAGGAAGAUGAUUACAAUCGUUCGCGAAAGUAUCGUGAGCGGGCCGUUGAAACUCCUUCUUAUAGCGGAGGCGUAAGUGAUGUUGCCCGCCAGAAGCUAUCUAGCAAGGAAAAGGCCGAGUAUGAUGCGUACCGAAAGAAGGGUAGCCUGUACGCUACAUCGAAGGGUGAAGACCGAAGGCGCGAAAAGUAUCGUACACCGAGUGUACGAUCGGGAUCGGAAUCAAGGAGAAGCACUUUCUCAAGAUACGAGCCGAGUACACCGAGAAGUAGACAUCGUUCAAAGCAGCCAUCCAGCUCCAACUGGACGGACGAUGAGGAUGAUGAUGGAGCACCGUCUGGACCAAGAUCUUCUUGGGACUUUCCCACACCGAAACCCUUUGCGGGUGCCGAGUUUACCGAAGCCGAUCGCGAACAGUGGAAGGAGGAACAGCUACGCCUCGAUCGUGAAUGGUACGGCAGCGAUGACGAACGGCAGAUGAACGAAUUUUCCGAACUCAAUUCGCAGUACCUGCAGCAGCGUGAGCAGCAGCAGCAGUCGCGAAACAAUCGGCGCAUUUCCGCCCAACAGCGCCAGAUAAACAAAGACAACGAACUGUGGGAAAAGAAUCGACUGCUCACGUCCGGUGUGGUAAUGUCGGUCAAUGUAAACGAAGAUUUCGACGAGGAAGCUUUGGAACGGGUUCACUUGCUUGUACAUCACACUGUGCCGCCGUUUUUGGAUGGACGAAUCGUUUUCACGAAACAACCCGAACCGGUAGUACCGGUGCGUGAACCAACGAGUGAUAUGGCAAUUAAUGCCCGCAAAGGAAGUGCGCUAGUACGUACGUACCGUGAGCUGAAGGAACGCAAACGAGCACAAGCGAAACAUUGGCAGCUGGGCGGUACUAAGCUUGGUAAUAUUAUGGGCGUAGCGAAGGACAAAGAUGAACAAGAUCCGGCCGAAGGUGAUGAUGGAUCCUACGACUCGAGGAAAGAUCAAAAGUAUGCGGAUCACAUCGGUGGCGAGAAAGGAGAGUUUGGCCCGCGACGUAAGACUAUCCAGCUGCAGCGUAGAUCGCUACCGGUGUUUGCCGUGCGGCAAGAUCUGCUGAAUAUUAUCCGCGAGAACUCGAUCAUCAUUAUCGUGGGUGAAACGGGUAGCGGAAAAACGACUCAGUUGACGCAGUAUCUUCACGAAGAUGGUUACAGUAGACACGGCAUGAUCGGAUGUACACAGCCGCGUCGUGUAGCGGCCAUGUCCGUGGCGAAGCGUGUUUCGGACGAGAUGGAUUGUUCGCUCGGGCAGGAGGUGGGUUAUGCGAUUCGGUUCGAAGAUUGCACGUCGGAGAAAACGGUCAUCAAGUACAUGACGGAUGGUAUUUUACUGCGUGAAAGUUUGCGCGACAAAGAACUGGAUGGUUAUAGCGUAAUAAUCAUGGAUGAAGCUCACGAACGUUCGCUUUCGACGGAUGUGUUGUUUGGGCUGUUGCGCGAGAUCGUUGCCAAGCGCCGCGAUCUGAAGCUGAUCGUAACUUCCGCCACUAUGGAUGCGGGCAAAUUUUCCAACUUUUUCGGUAACGUACCGACGUUCACCAUACCGGGCCGUACGUUCCCGGUGGAUGUGUUCUAUGGGAAGAACGUAUGCGAAGACUAUGUAGAUGGUGCGGUGAAGCAGGUUCUGCAGAUCCAUCUGCAACCGACCGAAGGGGACAUACUGGUGUUUAUGCCCGGUCAGGAAGACAUCGAGGUGACGUGCGAGGUGCUGGCGGAGCGGUUAGGCGAGAUCGAUAAUGCACCGGCACUGUCCAUUCUGCCGAUCUACUCACAGCUUCCAUCCGAUCUGCAAGCGAAGAUCUUCCACCGCUCGACGGACGGAACGCGCAAGUGUGUCGUGGCAACGAACAUUGCCGAAACGUCACUCACCGUCGAUGGUAUAUCGUAUGUGAUCGAUUCGGGUUACUGCAAGCUGAAGGUAUACAAUCCACGCAUCGGUAUGGAUGCGCUGCAGAUCUAUCCCAUUUCGCAAGCAAACGCUAAUCAGCGAUCAGGACGUGCGGGUCGUACCGGGCCCGGACAAGCUUUCCGGCUGUACACCGAGCGACAGUACAAGGACGAACUGUUGCAUCUAACCGUGCCGGAAAUUCAGCGUACCAAUUUGGCCAAUACGGUGCUGUUGCUGAAGUCGCUCGGUGUGAGCGAUUUGUUGCAGUUCCACUUUAUGGAUCCACCGCCCCAGGAUAACAUUCUCAACUCGUUGUAUCAACUGUGGAUUUUGGGAGCGCUGGAUCAUACCGGAGCGCUUACGCCACUUGGUCGUCAGAUGGCUGAGUUUCCGCUCGAUCCUCCGCAGUGCCAGAUGCUGAUUGUGGCUAACGAGAUGGGUUGUAGUGAGGAAAUCUUAAUCAUUGUAUCGAUGUUGUCGGUGCCAUCGAUUUUCUAUCGUCCCAAGGGUCGUGAGGAGGAGGCGGACAGUGUAAGGGAAAAAUUCCAGGUGCCCGAAUCGGACCAUCUCACGUACCUGAAUGUAUACCAGCAGUGGAAAAUGAACAAAUAUUCUGGAUCCUGGUGUAAUGAGCACUUCAUCCACGUGAAGGCAAUGCGUAAGGUGCGCGAAGUGCGUCAACAGCUGAUCGAUAUCUACAGCCAACAGCAACGUCUUACUCUCAAGUCUUGUGGCACUGAUUGGGAUGUGGUGCGUAAGUGCAUCUGUUCCGCCUAUUUCUACCAAGCAGCUCGUCUCAAGGGUAUUGGGGAGUAUGUAAACCUUCGUACGGGUAUGCCAUGCCAUCUGCAUCCCACCUCCGCACUGUACGGGCUUGGUACUACACCGGACUAUGUUGUGUACCAUGAGUUGAUAAUGACAGCGAAAGAGUACAUGCAGUGUGCUACGGCUGUCGAUGGGUAUUGGUUGGCCGAGCUUGGACCGAUGUUUUUCUCAGUCAAGGAAACGGGCAAAAGUGGACGGGACAAGCGACGCCAGGCGGUUGAACAUCAGAAUGCGAUGGAAGUGCAGAUGCGCGAAGCUCAACAGCAGAUGGAGCAACGCAAGCAGGAUGAGGAAAAGCACAAGUUUACCAUCAAACAGGAGAUUGUAACGCCGGGAGCAACACCUCGUCGUACCCCGGCUAGAAUAGGAUUAUAGAUAAAGUUAGGAAUAAAGGUUGCUUAAAUAGAGAAGCUAAGUUUUAAAGCAUUAAAACAAAUUUCGUAAAAUCUA